Messenger RNA from Contarinia nasturtii (swede midge), 850 nucleotides. RefSeq lists its product as uncharacterized. NCBI's taxonomy places the organism in Eukaryota, Metazoa, Arthropoda, Insecta, Diptera, Cecidomyiidae. The transcript has 4 exons. Bases 168 to 731 code for a protein of 187 amino acids. The record is from RefSeq and is a predicted model, not a curated record.
UUCAAAUUAUCAUCAGAUUUUGUUCUUUUCAUCAUUCUUUUGCACCUUUAAUUUUCUGUUAUUGUUGUUGACCGUAUUUUUUUAUUAUUUGUUUUUGUGAAAAGUUCUACUUAAAUAAAAAAGAAAUUCCGAAAAAAUAGAACCAACCAGUAGAAAAUAGUACCAAUAUGAAUAAGUUAACAAUUUGUUUUAUGCUAAAUGCAAUGUUCAUAUGGAAUGCAUUAGCACAACAAGCUGCCGAUGACAGCAAUCUGGCACCACUACCCGAGCAAACAGCAUUCAAUGAUAAAACCGCACCGUAUGCGCAAAGUAAUUUAGCAUCACGACUAUAUCAGGAUUUUAUACAUCAAUUGUAUCGCUUUGACAAAGACAAUUUGAAGCGUGUGGAUAAUUUAUUCCAACAGGCCGGCAACGGUCAAACAUUUAGUGGUAACAGCAAUAACAAACCGUCAACUGUCAUUAGUGAGAAGAAACAACCAACAUUUGAAGAUUAUAUUCGUACACAAGAACCACCAACAAGCUCAAUAUUCGGUAUUUCACAAGAUUCAACAAAACGUUAUAAACGCAGUGCACAGGGGGCGAUAUUCCGUCCACUUUUCGUUUAUCGGAUAUUUCAGGAACGGAGACUAGCACGUGAGGAAGAACGCAGACGACGCCGUUUGCUAGCCAAUCGACGACGACUUUCGAUGUCUACGUUGAUGCAAAAGGAGCAAUUACCAUUCAACUAUUGAUAAUAUACCUACAACAAAUUAUAUAGAGCAUAAUUAAGGAUAAUUCACAUUUGAACGCCAUUCAGUACGUUGUUUUUAUUCUAGACCGUUCAUUUAGACUUUAAGCUUUUGAAAGAACG